AUGGCGUCUCUAGAGUCAAAGCUAUUGGACGGCAAAAGCGCAGGCUACUGUAGCAGUUCAGAUGGAGAGGAAGAGGGAUGGUCAGUGGCUAAAGAUGACGACGAGCAUCAGGCUAAUGUUAUGCGCAGAUUGGGUCCGAGCACUAACACUGGCGCAAAAGGAGUACUAAACGAGUAUGCUGCUUAUAAAGAGCAAGCCACAAGAGCACGUGAAGCUAAGGACAGAGAACUGCUCAGGCAGGCCCGCAAAGGCAUGCUUCAAGGAUCUAAAUUGGAACGCGAGGAGGCUCAAAAAAGUGAUCGAGAUGAAGACGAGAGCUUGGAGAGUAUCCGUGAACGUCGUCUCCUGGAAAUGCGAAAAGCAGCUGCGGGAAGGAUGUUGGAGAUUACUAACAAGGAGCAGUUCACAAAAGCUAUUGAUACAUGCGAAAGUCUGCUGUGCGUUUUGUUAUACGAGCCAGGUGAUGAAAUGUGCGAUAAGAUGACUCACGUGUGUAAGGUUCUGGCGGCUGAUUAUCCUCGUGUCAGAUUCAUGCGAGCCAGAAGCACAUUGCUUGAGAUGAGCAAAGCCUUUACAGAGCAGGCGUUACCCACGUUACAAAUCUAUCUGAAUGGUAAUCUAGUGGGCAAUUUCAUAAAAGUACCCUCUCUGUUGGGAGGAGAAGUUGAUGUUACAUCUGUAAGAAAAUUCCUGAGAAGGCAGCAUAUCGAUUUGGUCUAUGGUAACUAUACGACUGAUUCCGAAUGCUCGACUGACGAAGAAAUCGAUUGA
Haemonchus placei is the source of this 771-nucleotide messenger RNA. The record is from the annotation of a GenBank genome assembly. NCBI's taxonomy places the organism in Eukaryota, Metazoa, Nematoda, Chromadorea, Rhabditida, Trichostrongylidae.